Puccinia triticina is the source of this 1146-nucleotide messenger RNA. RefSeq lists its product as uncharacterized. Bases 1 to 1146 code for a protein of 381 amino acids. Lineage: Eukaryota; Fungi; Basidiomycota; Pucciniomycetes; Pucciniales; Pucciniaceae. The record is from RefSeq and is a predicted model, not a curated record. The transcript is spliced from 2 exons.
AUGCGACUGUUCGCCGAGAACCUCUCCGAGAGUCUGCUCAGCACGGCAUCCCUCAGCCGGCGCCACCGGCCAUCGAUCUACGACGAGCAGCACCCCAAGCCUGGAACGCCGGGCGCGCCGCAGAGCCAGAGCCCGAGCCAGAGCCAGAGCCAGUGGCGGACGCCGUUCAAGAAGAUCCCCCGGAACAGCCCUACCAACAACAGCAACCAGCUCCACAUCUCCCCCUCAGCCGCAUCGACCUACUCCGCAUCCUUCACACACAACCCCUCCCUGCUGUCCAUCCCCCACCCCCAGCCCAGUCCGCCGAAACACCACCCCGGCUCGGUCCGCUCAGAAUCCGUGCCCCGGAAGACCUCCUGCUCCUCGUCCCGCUCGACGAUCGACCACCCGCCCGCCCCUCCGCCCCGCUCCAGCGGCCGCCACACCCCCCUGCCCGGCUUCAGAUCCGCAAGCGCUCUCAGCCAGGUCUCCUUCCGCUCCCUCAGAUCCAUCAACUCGCGCAUCAAGGUCCGCAUCCAGUCCCUCGGCCAGGCCAUCGAGGCCCGCAAACCUAAGCUGCCCGAGCUCGAUUGGUCCGCGCUCAGGGCCGAGUACGAACUCCAUCUCGCUAGAGGCUCGAUCAUCGAACGCUGUCUCGUCCAGGUCGAUCUCGGGCCCGAUGUCACCGAAAGAGGUCGCUGGUGGAUCGACACCGUCUGGACCCUGGCCGACAAACUCAGUCCGCCCCUACCAGCAGCACUCGCCCAGUACUCAGCAUCAGGCCUCCUACCACUCCUCAGUCCGCUGCGGCACACGCUCCACAGACUGGCGGUCGAGCUGCCGUACAACCAUCUGGAGGACACGGCCGAGCUCGAGAAGUUUGAGGAGCUGGGCACGAUCCUUGGCCGGGCGAUCUGGCUGGCCGGGCUGAUCGAGAACGUGAUCGAGAUCGUCAGCCAGCUCGGCCUCGUCCGCUUCGAGCUCGUCGGCCUCCGCAAACCCUUCGACGAACUCAAACUCGCCGACGACGACCUCCACUACGACGACCCGCUCCAGUUCCAGGGCCUCCUCGACCGCUCUAUCCAUCUCAUCUCGCAAUGGUCUGGCGAGAUCAGAGGACGGACUGGGUCUAAUAACCCCUGGAAAGGCUUCAUCAAGCUCUCCUGA